This is a messenger RNA of Ictalurus furcatus (blue catfish), 2360 nucleotides long. It is a transcript of the gene nxf1b, whose product is annotated as nuclear RNA export factor 1b. Gene Ontology annotation, cellular component: cytoplasm; nucleus. The record is from RefSeq and is a predicted model, not a curated record. The transcript has 21 exons. Gene Ontology annotation, molecular function: RNA binding; protein binding. Bases 221 to 2119 code for a protein of 632 amino acids. Gene Ontology annotation, biological process: poly(A)+ mRNA export from nucleus. NCBI's taxonomy places the organism in Eukaryota, Metazoa, Chordata, Actinopteri, Siluriformes, Ictaluridae.
AAGAAGUGAUGAACCCGCGCAUGCGCACUACAAUGUUGCGUUCCUCAAAAGAAAAAAGACAGUAGAAAACAAAGCAACAAUCUGUUUCCUGUAUCUAACAUUAGGUUUGUUCCUGAGUCGCGUUUGUUGAAGUUAUUUGUUGGUUUGCUACAUUCGUACGCUGGAAACACAACGGUAACGAGGCAGCUGUUCGCUUAGCUGGGUUUUAAUUAAUCACAAAAUGGCGACAGCAGACGACUCCCGAUUCUACAGUGAACAUGAUGAUCGUGUUGGACCCAAACAUCGCAGGAAAGGCAGGGGACCUUUCAGAGCGCCGCUCUACAGCGACCAGAUCUCGAAACAGAGACAUCGUGGAGGCCACGGAGGUGGAGGAGCUGGUCCCAGAUCCAGAUUUGAGGACGAUGAUGGUGAUAUCGCAAUGACUGAUGACCUUCAUGACGGGGGGUCGCAACGGAGAUUUGCUCCUUAUGGGCGGCCCCAAAAUCGCCGUAACGGCCGAAGAGGAGGAAAAGAUGCAAGAGGAGAUGGUGGCAACAACAGGGGACGAGGGAAUAGGGGAAGUGGAGGAGGCAGUGCCGACGGAGUUGACGGAGGUGGAGGCCGUAAAAAUUGGUUCAAGAUGAUGAUUCCUCAUGGGAAAAAAUACGAAAAACAGUGGCUUCUCUCUUCACUACAGAACAUCUGUGCAGUGCCAUUCCAAGCCAUACAGUACCACACAGAAGGAAACAGAGUACAGUUCUACAUUGACGAUUCUUCUACAGCGUAUGCUUUGAUCAAAGUGUCCAGAAAAAUCACAGACAAAGAUGGAUACAAGAUAGCUGUCUUGAUGAAUCCAUGCCAGCCUCCAAGCUUACCCCAACAGGACCUGAAGCUAGAGGACCUAGAGCAUUUGAAGCAAUGCAUGUCCAAGCGUUUUGACGGUUCACAACAGGCCCUUGAUUUGAACAACAUCAGAGUUGACCCAGAUUUGGCUUCUUUGAACAUUGAGGUGGCACUUAGCAGGAAAAACUCCAUGCAGGCAGUCAUCAAGAUCAUUGAGGAUAACAUCCCUGAGCUGGUUUGUUUAAACCUAAGCAACAACAGAUUGUACAAGCUUGAUGACCUCGCUGACCUCGUUGCCAAAGUCCCAAAUCUGAAGAUUCUGAAUCUCUCGCACAAUGAUAUAAGGUCGGAGAGAGAGUUGGACAAGCUGAAGGGGCUGAGGCUGGUGGAGUUGUCACUGCAGAGGAACCCUCUGUGCGAUCACUUUAAGGACCAGGCCGAUUACAUUAGUGCCAUACGGGAGCGGUUCCCCAGACUGCUCAAACUGGACGGACACGACCUUCCUCCCCCCAUUGGUUUUGACCUGGAGGUUGCUCCGGCUGUUCUUCCUCCGUGCAAGCCCAGUUACUUUGGCUCAGAAGAACUGAAGGGCCUCAUCACUUGCUUCCUGCAACAGUAUUACACUAUAUACGACUCGGCGAACAGACAGCUUCUGCUUGAUGCUUAUCACGAUGGCGCAACGUUCUCGCUCAUUGUCCCGUUCUCCACGCAGAACCCUUCCAGAAGCAGUCUGGGAGAGUACAUGAAGGACAGUCGUAACAUCAAGCGUGUUAAAGAUUCCACUACAAGGUUUCGCUUGCUGAAGCACACACGGUUGAACGUGGUCGCGUUUCUGAACGAGCUCCCCAAGACCCAGCACGACAUUGCCUCGUUUAAUGUCGACGUCAACACCUACACCAGCUCGUUGCUGUCAUUCACAGUCAGUGGAGUGUUUAAAGAAGUGGAUGGCACCUCUCGUGACUCGUACAGAGCUUUCUCUCGCGUGUUCAUUGCCGUGUCCCCUGGAAAUGGAAGCAUGUGUAUCGUGAACGACGAGAUGUUUGUCCGGAACGCCACGACCGAAGAGAUUCGGCGAGCGUUUGUUGCCCCAGCCCCGACCCCUUCCAGCAGCCCUGUGCCCACGCUGUCUGCCACCCAACAGGAAAUGCUCUCUGCGUUCUCCCAGCAGUCUGGCAUGAACCUGGAGUGGUCUCAGAAGUGCCUCCAAGACAACGACUGGAAUUUUGAACGGGCCGGUCAGAUUUUCACAGACCUUAAGGUCCAAGGAAAGAUCCCAGAUAUCGCUUUCAUAAAGUGAAGAAAAUAUGUAUUUUUUAAAUGUUUUGUCUGAUGAGCUCUAGCUCAAGGCUUAGAUUUGUGUUUAUAGCUGAUGUAAUUAUUGUUGAUUAUUGUUAAAAUGACCAGUUUUGUUGCUUUUGAUGGUUCUUUCUCUACAAUAUUUACCAGCUACUUAUUCUGUACCAAAAUGUAGCAUAUGCAUCGCUUCCUCUGGUGUAAUCUUUCUUUAUGAAUGUUUUGAUUAAAAAUAUUUUGAAAAA